AAACUGCUGUAUGCCAGAGCACAUGCAGGCUGACAGUUUUCUCUGUCUCCCGCUCGCUGAACUUUGCUGCUCUGUUGUAUUUGCUGGGAAACCCCUACCUUCUCUGCCCGGCGGUGGUACAGUGCCGAGGAUCUGAAAAGGUUUCUCCAGUACCUCCCAAGGAAAAGGGUCUCCCACUUUUCUGAAGGGAUUUUGACAGAAGUAGACUGUAAGAGAAAACUUUCUGCAAGAUAGAUGACUAAAGGUAACGGAGAAGAUCCAAAAACUGGAAGUAGGAUGGAACGCUUUCAACAAGGAGUCCGGAAACGUACACUUUUGGCAAAAAAAAAGGUGCAGAGCAUAACAAAAGAUGAUGUUAAAAGUUAUUUAUUGAGGAAUGCCUUUGUGCUCUUCACCGUUGUUGCUGUGAUUCUCGGUGUAAUCCUUGGAUUUUCUCUACGAUCAUAUAAGAUGAGUUAUCGGGAAGUCAAGUACUUUUCAUUUCCAGGAGAACUACUCAUGAGGAUGCUGCAAAUGCUGGUCCUGCCACUAAUUGUAUCCAGUUUAGUCACAGGAAUUGCUGCCCUGGAUAGUAAAGCAUCAGGGAAGAUGGGAGUCCGAGCAGUAGUCUACUACAUGAGUACAACGAUCAUUGCUGUACUGAUUGGUAUUAUCAUUGUGGUCAUCAUCCACCCUGGCAAAGGUACAAAAGAAAACAUGCACAGAGAAGGCAAAAUUGUGCAAGUGACAGCAGCAGAUGCCUUUCUUGAUUUAAUCAGAAAUAUGUUCCCUCCAAACUUGGUGGAAGCUUGCUUUAAACAGUUCAAAACUAACUAUGAGAAGAGAAUGUUUAAAGUAGAUAUUCCACCCAACGACACAUCCACAGUGGCUUCCAUAAUAAGCAAUGUGUCAGAAGCCAUGGAAGCCCUCACCCGGAUGAAAGAGGAAAUAGUGCCUGUCCCAGGCUCUGUAAAUGGAGUGAAUGCCCUGGGCUUGGUGGUGUUUUCAAUAAGCUUUGGCCUGGUGAUUGGAAGCAUGAAGGAGCAAGGUCAGGCAUUAAAAGACUUCUUUGAUAGCCUGAAUGAGGCUAUCAUGCGACUGGUAGCUCUAAUCAUGUGGUACGCUCCACUUGGAAUCCUCUUCUUGAUUGCCGGAAAAAUUGUUGAGAUGGAAGAUAUGGGUGUGAUUGGUGGUCAGCUUGCCAUGUAUACUGUAACAGUUAUCAUUGGUUUGCUAAUUCAUGCUGUCAUCGUCCUACCUCUUCUCUACUUUCUGAUCACUCGUAAGAACCCUUGGGUAUUUAUUGGAGGACUGAUUCAGGCACUAGUUACAGCUUUGGGAACGUCUUCCAGUUCUGCCACACUACCUGUUACAUUUAAGUGUCUAGAAGAAAUAAACAGAGUGGACAAGCGAGUCACAAGAUUUGUUCUCCCAGUCGGUGCUACAAUUAAUAUGGACGGAACUGCUUUAUACGAGGCUUUGGCUGCAAUUUUCAUUGCACAGGUUAACAACUUUGAUCUGAACUUUGGGCAGAUUAUCACAAUCAGCAUCACAGCCACAGCUGCCAGUAUUGGGGCUGCAGGCAUUCCUCAAGCUGGACUGGUCACCAUGGUCAUCGUGCUCACAUCAGUAGGUUUGCCUACAGAUGAUAUCACUCUUAUCAUUGCAGUGGACUGGUUCUUGGAUCGUCUCCGUACCACUACCAAUGUCUUGGGAGACUCCAUUGGAGCAGGAAUUGUUGAACAUUUAUCACGGCACGAGCUGAAGAACAGGGAUGCUGAGAUGGGCAAUUCUGUGAUAGAGGAAAACGAAAUGAAGAAACCAUACCAACUGAUCUCACAGGAAAAUGAGAGUGAGAAACCGUUAGAUAGUGAAACCAAGAUGUAGGGUAAAGAAGGCAUGAGUCCAACACUACAAGUGUGGAAAGCUUAUACUUUUUCCAGCCAUUUAUAUCUUGAAUUCACCAAGCCCACUUAGUCCUUGUUUUCUCCCUUCUUGCUAGCAUUGGAAAAGAAUUAAUGAAAAUAUAUUCCAAAUUAGCAGUGAUCAAGGUAUAUGUUGGCUUCCCACUUAAAAAAAAUUAACAGGCAACAUGACUGGUCCUGCUAGACAUGUGCUAACUGAGGAUAAAAAAAGAGAGAUCGUCUAUUAAAUCAUAAAACAUACCAGUGUACAUGUUACUCAGUCCUGUAAAUGUGAUCUUAUUCUUUUUUUUUUUUUUUUAUGAACUGGAAAGUAAAAACAGAUAACAGAGCCUGAAAAUGGUUUUAUUUUUUUAAAUACCUGUUGCAAACAUCCUAACAUCUAUAAGCACACAAUCAACAUUUUAAACUUGAUAACUGCAUCCAGCUAAGUAAAUUAACAGGCUUUUCACUUUUUUAUCUGAUGUUAUUUUUCUAUAGUGUUACAUCCUUGUUCUAUUACUAGCAGCGCAAUAAAAAGAAGGAUGUUAAACGAAAGGAUAAAAAAGGAGAAGAUGUAUAGAUAAAAACAAAAAAAACCCCAAUCAGCACUUUUAUCAGCUGAGCUGAAACAUCGUUUCUGAGAAAUUGAUUUCAACUGGACACAAUUUUUCACAUUAGCCUCAGCUGAUCUUGAGAAAAACUUAGCCUACUUAGCUUCACCUUCUGGAUUUGCCCCCUUAUCUUCAGCGCUGCAACUCAGUUGAACUAUCUAAUGGCAUAAGUAUUCACAGGAGCAAAGCCCUAGACUGUAUUGUCUCUGGGACAGGAUAUGUGACUUCCUCUAUGUUUGAAAGGAACAUAGCAUGCUGUGGAUAUGCCAGUUAUCUACUUCAGAAACAAUACUAAGAAUAGAAGGCAGUGCCAGCACUUUGCAGAAGGUACAGAAGGGUGAGAUGCUCAGAUCCUACUACGACUGGUUUUUAAAUCAGUCUGUGCUGAAAUGGCAUUGCUCGAAUACCCGCGACCAAGAGGAGAUUUUCCAGCUGGAAACCUCCCAAAUGCUUGGUCAUUCCAUUGAUAAGUAAUGAAGCUAUUAGCUGGAUUUAUGUUUUUUCCAUCUGGAGAAGAAGGCUCCCUAUCUCAAUGUGAAGUUUCCAAAUCUUUGUGUGUUUAUCGGCAGUAUCUCAAAAAUAAAAAAUAAUCCUUUAGAAAGUAAAACUAAUGGGUGCUUUUUUACUUUUUACUAGGAAAAAAUAUAUAAAUUGCAAAAUAAUAAAUACUAUAAUAAAUGUUGAAAAUGUAAUUAGAAAGGUUUUUUCAAGCGCAAUAUUGUAGGUUUCCUUCAGGGAAUAGAUAAGGAAAGAAUGAAAAAAGGGAGAUAAUGCACUUGUAAUCCUGUGGCUUUUUUUUUCCAUUUCAACAUUAUUCCCUGAUGAAACCCUUUUCUAGAAAUAUAAAUUAUAUAUUUUUCCCUUUUUACCUUGUAUUGUUAUAGAAGUUAAACUGGAAAGUUUAUAAUGCAGUUACAGUUGGGGGAAUGAAGAAAUACUAACUGAAAGGCACACUACUGUUAAACAAUCUUUCUUAUUCAAAUGUUUGGUUUCCUUCUUUCACCCCCCUCCCCCCUCCCCCCCAAAAAAUUCUGAUGAAAGAAAUGAAGGAUUCCCUUGCAGUGUCCCAGCUGCCACUCAAAAAAUGCUCAAGAUGCUGCUUUUGUCACUAAAAGAAUAUCAAUGUGGUGUACAAGUAACUGUAGUGAAAGCGUCAGCAUGCUGGUUAAAGGCAAAUCUUUUCCCAUGUUUUGAGCAACGAGGCAAGACUGUUUUUUUGACUGACAAUUCCUGCCCAUCUUCUUCAGCGGAGUAACCCAGACAAUAUGGGCAGGAAAUCUCCAGUAAAUGAAGUAAGCAGGGUUUAAUACAGAGUAUUGAGCAGUCAGACCUACAAAGCUCUAAAUGAAUCUCUGACUGAAAGAAAACAAGUGUGGGUUUUUUUUGCUAACAGAAUGCAAACCUAGAAUACAGACAGACCUUUUCUGAUAUGUAAUUAGAGAUAUUUUUAUAUAGAUACUGUAUUCAGAAUGUGUGUAUAAAAGUUAACUGUAGAAUUUAUGGCUUAACAAUUUAAUUUUUGUUAAGAAUCUGUUUGGAAAUACAUUGCAAAGACUUAAUGUAAAUGGCUGUCUUUCUAUGACAUCAGCUGAAAAAAAUGAUUUGUGUCACAAAGUCUGUGAUCUUUUUUAUGCUAACUUUGUUUCUUAUGGAAAUCAGGUAUUAUAGAAAGAUUCCUUUCCCUAUCCCUCACUGGUUCUGCAUUGAUAUGCACCCAGAGUGGAUUGAGAAACAUUACUUUGUAGAUGUAUUUUCAAUAAAAAUAGUUUUACAUUA
This is a messenger RNA of Dromaius novaehollandiae (emu), 4270 nucleotides long. Its product is annotated as excitatory amino acid transporter 1. The record is from RefSeq and is a predicted model, not a curated record. NCBI's taxonomy places the organism in Eukaryota, Metazoa, Chordata, Aves, Casuariiformes, Dromaiidae. The transcript is spliced from 10 exons. Gene Ontology annotation, molecular function: L-glutamate transmembrane transporter activity; glutamate:sodium symporter activity; neutral L-amino acid transmembrane transporter activity. Gene Ontology annotation, cellular component: plasma membrane. Gene Ontology annotation, biological process: D-aspartate import across plasma membrane; L-glutamate import across plasma membrane; L-aspartate import across plasma membrane. Bases 235 to 1866 code for a protein of 543 amino acids.